Trypanosoma cruzi is the source of this 402-nucleotide messenger RNA. RefSeq lists its product as uncharacterized. NCBI's taxonomy places the organism in Eukaryota, Euglenozoa, Kinetoplastea, Trypanosomatida, Trypanosomatidae. The coding region runs from base 1 to 402 and encodes 133 amino acids. The transcript has a single exon. The record is from RefSeq and is a predicted model, not a curated record.
AUGGCCUCGGACCACCAUCUGCCAUCCCACACUGCAGGGACGGAGGACGACAUCCCGCAACUGGCACGCAUGCUGCCACGACGAAAACAUGUCGCUGUUGUUCUGCGUGAAAUCGACUGGAAUGCAUCCACCUCGGCGUGUGCAACGCCUCUGGCCACUGUGACCACAUGGUUGGGGAUGCACCGAGGCACCGUACGGGCGGCAAGUCGCACCACACCGCGCGGCAGCCGUGAAAGCUCCAGAGGAAUUAGUACGGACGGAAUGGAGCAUGCCGAGUGUGUUGCAGCGGCAGCAUGGAACGCGCACACAGCCUCACCGGGAGAAAGACUGCCCGAGAUGAAGUUGUCCGAAAACGGGAGUACUGCAAUCAUGCCCUCCGUCGUGGCUUCUCCAUGCAGCUAG